Triplophysa dalaica is the source of this 1704-nucleotide messenger RNA. RefSeq names its product proton channel OTOP3-like. The transcript has 7 exons. The record is from RefSeq and is a predicted model, not a curated record. NCBI's taxonomy places the organism in Eukaryota, Metazoa, Chordata, Actinopteri, Cypriniformes, Nemacheilidae. Gene Ontology annotation, biological process: proton transmembrane transport. Gene Ontology annotation, molecular function: proton channel activity. Gene Ontology annotation, cellular component: membrane. Bases 1 to 1704 code for a protein of 567 amino acids.
AUGGUAGGAGACUCAGAAAUAGAAUUAUCUUCUCUGGAUCGUACAUCAGAUUUGGACCGUGAUGAGAAUCCCGUGGGGUCAUCGGUAGAAGAUGAUGAUGGUUUGGAACCUGUUGUGUUGUGGGUUCCCAGCAGACGUGGUCUCAUCUCUGGACUGCUGGGACUGAACAUAGUGCUCUUCGGUGGCUCUCUGGUGACAGGAGAUGCUUUCCAGCCUGUGAGAUUUAUGGAGCCUGCGGUGUUUGUGUUGGUACUGAUGGUACUGAGCUUGAUGUGGAUGCUCUGGUACCUGCUGUGGGCUCGCAAACAGCCGGAUAUCAGUCCCCAUACGGACCAUCAUGCAGGAGGUGCUACUGUCACAGGGGUCCUGAUCUUGUUUGCGGGUUGCAGUCUGUUGUUGUGUGUAUUCAUGAUGGGUUACAACAUUGUCUUGAGUUCGUGCCUCUCGACCAGUAAACUUUUAUUGCCCUUCUUUGAGACACCGUUCCUGUUCAUGCAGACGUAUUUACUGUGGGCUCAUUCUAAAGACUGUAUUCACAAACACACCAUUCUCACCAGAUGCGGGCUGAUGUUGAUUUUGAGCACAGAUGUGUUGCUCUGGUUGAGAGCAGUCACAGAGGACACCAUUCAUAUGGAGAUCGAGAUGGAGAAACAGAUCACAGAUGACAUCAAUAAAACAGAUUUGGAUAAUGACACUUUGUGCCGUUGUGCUGCUCAUCCCGCGUGUGUUGUUCUGAGGAAAGGUUAUGAAGUCUUGUACCCGUUCAACAUGGAGUUCUGUCUUCUGGCUGGCAGUAUGCUGUACGUGAUGUGGAAGAACGUGAGCCGUCACAUUACUGGUGCACACCAGGCUCAUGACAUCACACUGAACAUGAUGCGGCGUGGUGGGAUUCUGCUGGGACCCGUGCUGGGUUUACUGGUGCUGCUGACGGGCAGCACUGUGUUUGUGCUCUACCAGAUGUGGGUCGGCCAACAGUCCCGACGUGACACCGCCUUCCUGCUGUUUUACACUUUCCACCUGGGUUUGAUUCCCAUCAUGGUGCUGAGCUCUUUAUCAGGUGCCAUAAUACAGAGAACUCAGAUGAAGGCUGACGGGCACAGCGAUGAUGUAAAACACGAGCUGGCACAAAUGAAAAAUCCCACCCGCAGUCUGGAUGUGGUGCUGCUUUUGGGGGCAGCAUUGGGGCAGCUUUCUCUCUCGUAUCUAUCGCUAGUGGCCGGGCUGUCUCUGGGGCCCAACAGCCUCAUGGGAAAGCUGGACCUGUCAUUCUCCAUGCUCAGCCUGCUGGAGCUCCUGGUGCAGAAUGUGUUUAUCAUCCAGGGACUACAAACACACAACCACGUACACGCCAAGAGACUGGAGCAAAACUCCAAAGGACAGCCGGGAGAGAGGGGCCCGGUUCCAAUAGGAAGUGAUGUAAUCUUUGGGGAAGGAUAUGACUCUCCUGGCCAACAGAAGUAUGGUGAUCAUCAUAACUGGAGCAGAAGGAUUAUCAAAGAGAUCUGUGCAUUCCUCAUUCUCUCAAACAUCAUGCUCUGGGUCAUUCCAGCGUUUGGUGCUCACCCUCAGUUUGAGAAUGGAGUUGGGAAAGAGUUCUUUGGGUUUAUGGCCUGGUUUGUGCUAAUGAAUCUGGGUCAGCCGCUUAUCGUGUUUUACCGCAUGCAUUCUGUGGGCGUCCUAAUGGAGAUCUUAAUAUCUGCAUAG